AUGGCAAGUUUAGACAUGAUGUACAACUCAUCGGAACAAAAGGGUCAUCAUCACAAUCAUCCUCAUCAUUGUGCUCCAAUGAGUCCAAGAAUCUCUUUCUCAAAUGACUUUGUAGAUCUCCAACAAGCCAUGAAACAAGAAAGAGGUUCCAAAUCCAACCACUCACAACCAGUUUCCUCAGAUUUUGAAUUUUCUGUCACUAAUUACUCAAUGAUGAGUGCUGAUGAGCUUUUCUCUAAGGGAAGAUUGUUACCUUACAAAGAUAAUAAGAUGCAAAGAGGUGCUACUACUACUCUUAAACAAGAACUUCUUCAUAAUGAUGAUGAAUAUGAUGGUUUUUCUUUAAGGCCUCCUAAGGGUAGAUGGAAGGGACUUUUAGGUCUUAGAAAAAGUCACAUUGGCUCUAAAAAAGCUGAGAAAAAUGAAGCUAAUUCUCAGGAAAUGGUGAACGAAGGAAGCUCAAGUUAUUAA
This is a messenger RNA of Lathyrus sativus (Indian pea), 471 nucleotides long. NCBI's taxonomy places the organism in Eukaryota, Viridiplantae, Streptophyta, Magnoliopsida, Fabales, Fabaceae. The record is from the annotation of a GenBank genome assembly.